Molecule: messenger RNA, 1075 nt
Organism: Hylaeus volcanicus
Lineage: Eukaryota; Metazoa; Arthropoda; Insecta; Hymenoptera; Colletidae
Exons: 2
Coding region: 409-1020 (203 amino acids)
Source: RefSeq, a predicted model, not a curated record
ACGGAAUAUGUAGCGUAUCAUACGCGAUGACGGAAUCACGAUCAAGAUAGACGUGUAUGCGUUCGACCUAUCUAAAUAGAAUACGAUGUCUGUGCUGCUAUCUAUGUCAACGCUGGUGUUUUAAUAAACUUUAAUAAAUUUAGACUAGAAGACACACGAACGAAGGACCGUUCGCUGUAACAUAGCGCUUACUCGAUACCGAAUACCGAUUGUAAUCAUACAUAACCUCGUUUGGAUAUUAAAUAAAUGAUCAGAAAAAGUUGCUUGCUUUAUCGAUAAAACGAAAACAUUUCAUGUAUCGACGUCUUCUAAUUGUGAUCGCAUGGAAAUUUUCAUCAGACUUGGUAAAUUUCGUGACUCGAGAUUAUUCUCAUUGAAAGAUACAGUGUCUGUGAAUAAGAGGUGACCAUGGUUUGUCCAAGCAGCGUCUUAGCACACCUAUCGAAAUUUAUCGUGACAAUCGGUUGCAUGAAAUUCCUUGGCGACUCCUAUGGUAAAGCAACUACCUGGUCGUUACGUGCCUUCCAAAUUCUACUCUCUCAUUCCAUCCUAGGGAUUCUUAGGUUCGGAGCACCAUCUAUCACAUCAGCAACCAAUGUAGCCAAGUACCUAAGGAUUUCCUACGACUGGUACUCCAAGAUUGUCGACGUUGCACCUUUGGCAUUGUUUACUGCGGGUAUCCUAAAUGGAUAUGGAAUUAAUGAAAAAAUUUGGCUCAUAGUAUUUUCUUUGGGCAUUUUGCCAGUAUUUUUCCAGCUGCAAUCGAAACGCAACAAGAGCCAAGUAAGGAAGCACCAGUUGUUACUAAAUAUCGCUUCCACUUUACAGCUAUUAAUGAUUACGUUGGUAGGCAUACGAAAUAGUAAUUACAACGUUAUCAGUUUGGUCGUUUCUUAUAUUUUCGAACGUUUCUUCAUCGACGAGUUUUGCUACUAUUACGAUAUCCCAAGUACAGAUUUGACUCAGUAUUCUCUGUGCUUCGUCGAAAUUUUUAUGGUCUUAACUUUAAACGAAUUGUGAAUAAUAUUAAUUUUUAUAAUCUUAACGAAAUAAACUGUAUUUUCAUUUACGUAAA